AAAAAGAACCAAUCAGCGUUAAGCAAGGAGAAUUACUCUAGUGAUCAUUGUUAGUAGCAGACAGGUAGUUUGGAGUUGUAGAUGUAAUACCCUAGAUAUAACAUUAACACGAUCUAGAUUCUAGGUUUCUCUCUCAAUAUUCUCACUGGAUCCUGGUAACUGUUCAUGAUGCUGGCUAGCCUAUAUAUGUGUCUUGUGAUAGCAGGAACCACAGUUUUUGGUGAAACACAAUCAGAUGUACAGAAAAAGUCACAGACACAGUAUGAGUUUAAAAAUGUUUAUUUUAUUAAACCUUCAGAAAUAGAUGAACUCAGCAAGUCUUCAACAUUGUUGCACAUCUACUUCAUUGCUAGUGAAACCUAUUAUUCUACUCUAAAAAGUCUCUUUGAUGAGAUGGAAAAUGCUGCCAAAUAUUUAAAGUCUUACAAUAUAAAAAUAGCUGUGUUAGAUUGUUUACUUCACACAGAGGAAACAGAAUAUUGUGCCAAGAAAGAUGUGAGGAAAAACUUUUUCACUUUCAAAAAUGGAAAUUUUUUGCUCAAGCUAGACUUAGAAACUUUGUUUGAUGUUGAAUCUAUCAUGGCACACUCUAUCCACUUACUUAGCAUUGAUAAAGUUCCAGUUCUUUUGAGUCGCCUAGAAAGGAUGAAUCUUGAGAGUAAGAUUAUUGGGGUCAAAGACUUGAUAUUCGCUUACUUUCCUUUGAGUGGAACAAGAGAGCAUCGUAUAUUUGCGGAGGUAGCUUAUGCUUAUCAAGAUAAUUACAACUUUGCCUUCACUGCUGAAACAAAAGUUACAGAAGGGCUACAAAAUGCCAAUAGCAUCAAUUCAGAAUCUACCUUUGCCAUCUGGGCCAUGUUUUGUUCUACUUCCACUCAUGAGCAACUACAGUCUGGAGAUUGUGACAAUAUUAUGUACAAAGGGGACACAAAUUUGGCUGCUAUUGCUACAUUCAUCAGACUUCUAGGAGAACCAGUAUUGUACUAUUCUCCUUCAAAAGAUGCUCUAGCCCUUCUGGAAAUGCCAGGAAGUGUCCCCAUCCUAUUUGUAUACACAGAAGAGACUUCCAACCAGAUGAUUGAGAAAGAUGUUCAAGAAUUAGCUCACUUUGUUAGGGGACAUGCUAAACUAGUAGUAUUAAAUAUGGAUAAAAAGAAAAAUAAAAAGAUUGCUCAAGAGCAUGGAUACCAGGGAAGCAUUCCUAAUAUAGCUUUCUUAGAAAAGCCAGGAGAGGUUACUUAUAUUAACAGACCAUGGUCUUUAGAAUCUGCUCAAGAAUUCCUUGAGGCUACCAUAUACCUAUCAGACAAGCCUAGCUCAGAGGUUGUGAAGAAAUCCCAACACUCCCCUGAGACAGACAUUUUCAGUGAAAGCUUAAUAGAAGAAGUGGAGACACAAGAUGAUGAAGUCGAGGAUGCUGUGUUUAGACUUCAGCUGGAAGACAUGGACCUAAGCUUUAUGCCUCCAUUGUUCAAGGAAACAUUUGCUGCAGCUAUUGACUCAGCUCAACUUAAACUGGUUCUCUUUUACUUACCAUUUGAUCACGUUAGUAUGGCUUUCUUGUCUGACCUGGCCAAGGCUGCUACCAACUUCUCUGGCUCUGAUGUCCUGAUGAGGGUUAACUGUUUUGAUGCUACUGAUCUCUGUGCAGCUCAAAAUAUUACCUCAUACCCUCUGAUGAGAAUCUACCAGAAGGGUAUGAAGCCGCAAGAAUAUAAAGGUCACCUGCACUCACAGUCUGUGCUCAUUGCUUAUAUACUUCUUCAAUUGAAAAGUCCAGUCAAGUUAAACACACAGGAAGAAGUAGACAAGUUCAUGAAAGGUCACUUUCCAAUGAGUUUCUCUUCCUAUUCUCCUAGCUCAGUCAUCUUGUUAGCAGCCAAGGAGAAUAAAGAAGUGAGGCUGAUCUUUAAAAAAGUCGCAAAGUCUUUGUCUACAGUAACUGCUUUUGGCAUUGUGACCAAAAAACUGGUAGCAUCUGUUGCUAAAAAAUAUGGAGUAAUGGUUCCAGCAGUUGUUGCCUAUAACCGUCAAGAUGUUGACAAACCAAUUAGAAUUUUGACAGAUGUGACAGAAGAAACUCUUAGAGACUUUGCAUGGAUGUCAACUUUUAAAACACUGCCAGAGCUAGGAAUCAACAACUUCCCGACAUUGUUUGCCAAGAAACUACCAUUUGCAAUCUUGUUUGUGGAUAAAAACAGCACUGCUUCUUUAGAGGCAAUGAAAAUGAUGACUAAGAUAGCUCUAUCUGGACAGUUUGAUAAUGUUAUCUUCUGCUCAAUGAAUGCACAACCCAAAACUUUAGGCAUUAAAAUAUUAUCUUCUUAUGCCUGGACUGCAACUCUGCCUAUGAUCUCUUUAGUCAACCAUAGACAGGCUGAAGUAUUUAAUUAUGCUGGCAAACUUCUGAAAGAUGAUGAAGUCACGAGUUGGCUGAAAGAUGUACUCUUAGGACUGAUCCCUCCUUCUAAACAUUUGGAGCAAGCAUCAUGGAAUGCACCAGGGAAAUAUUAUGACUUCCUGGCCAUGACUGAUUCACUCAAAGAAAUUGAAAACACUGCCAAUCAGAAUGCAAUAGAUCAAGAUAAAAGCAAUGACACUGAAAAGGAAGAAUUAAUAGACCAACUACUGAAAGAAGAUGAGGCUGCCAGAGCACAGCUUCUUCAAAUCCGCAAGUUACAACUACAUGAGGGAAAGAACCAUGUCCACACUUCAGAAGAACCCCAAUCAUUAAAACAAGAAUCCACACCUAUUGAAGCUUCAACUCACAUAGAACUGUAAGAUUUAUAGGAAUGGUUUAGUCUGUGACACUUCAAGUAUAUUUAUAUAAGUUACAAAUGUUGAUAUAGGUAGUUUUAAAUUUCUUUUAUUUACAAGUUUUAAUUAAGUUUUUUUUUUCCCUUGUUAGGUUUUUAUUAAAGAUAAUAGUAUUUUCAAUUGAUUUGAAAAUCUAGGUUUGACAUGUGUUUCAUUACAAUUUUAGUUUAUAUAUAUAUAUGUUUUCUAGUGUGAUACAAAAGUAAAAAGUUUUAAAGUAACUUUUGACACAAAUGAUAGAAAUCUCAUGAUAGUUGUUUCUUGAUGGUUUUUUUCAGUUGUUAUAAGCUUUAUUAUCAUGCCUUUACAUUCCUCUUAAACCUUUUGGCUAUGAUUUGAAACAGUUUUUGUAAUAAUUUUGUUUUUAGCACUCUGCAAUAUAAACUAUUGCCAUUGAUUUUAAAUGAGUUUCUUUUACCAAUACAAUAAGUGCAAUAAUUACUUUUAAAACUUUGUCUUCCAGUCUAUUCAUAUUUUGCUUGUUUUACCCAAGUUUUGUUUGUAUAGGAUUUAACUCAGGUUUGUUUUAUUACUAUUAUGGACUUCAUUAUUGCUUGACUAUUGUAACCAAUAUGAUUUUAUUUAUUAGUGAUUAUUGUAGACAUCUAUUAAAUUUGAUCUCUUAGUGAGUCAUAUCUUGCAAUAGAUUUUACGACUUUGUGGCUUUGUUCCUAUACAGUUAUUUAUAUAUUUUGAACUCAUUAAACUAAUUAAAAUUAAUUUAAAAGCUCUGUAUAUACUAAUCAAUGAAAGGCUCUGAUACUUGUUUGUUUCUUUUCAAGAUAGUGGGCUGGGCUAAGGAGGAAAAAGAAGACAAUCAUUGUUUCAAUUGACUUGUGGAAAGUUAUGAACAAAAACCAUGUUACUAUUGUGGAGAUUAAUUGAUAAUACAAUGAAAGAUUUUUCUUGUAUUCAUAUACUUUGUAAUAAAUAGAAAAAUCAAACUGUGGGUGAAGACAAGGCUGAAAUCCUCUCUUCAAAGAGGUCUGGACAAAAACUCUGUGCUCUGUGAGUGCAGUGAAUGCAUGUCCUCAUACAGGUAAAGAACAUAGGCCUAUAUCUUUCCAGAUGUGUCAAAAUGAAAAUCAGAAAGUCAGCGACUGUCAAAAAGUAUAUGCACACUAUCUCCUAUCCUGACUACUGUGAAAAAAAACAAAAAAAACCUAGACUCAAAGUAUCAAGUUAAAAUGGUUAUUUUGAAUCAGUCAUGUGAUAUUUAAAUGAAAAGUGUGCAAAUGUAAUGAAGAAAUAUAUGAUCAACAAAAAAUGUUGACCUUAGCUCAUAAUUUUUUUUUUAAUUAGUUGAUACAAAAUACAAAGAGGCAAAUUGAGUUAAUCUGUGUGAGAGAUUUAUUUUUGAUUUUCUUACAAAGAAUGGCUAAUGUUAGUACAAAGUUGAUUUAUUUUACAUUCCAGUUUACAGUAUAACAUUGUAUGUUUUUGUGAAAGUCAUUACAGUGACAGAUUGCCUGGGUCAGCCUGUGAUAGUAAUUUAUAAUGAAGUCAUCAUUCAGUGAACAGUAAGAUUUUUAUCAGAAAAUGUGUCAUUGUCAGAAAUAGUUCAACUGUUUAUACAUAUGUUUUGACCACUAUGUUCAUUCUUAUGUAGUUGAAAAUCAAACUCUUUUGAAUCAAAGUCUUACCUGUUUACACAUUUAUUGAUUGAUUCACAAUGUAUUUUAGUUCUUUGAUUUCUCUUUAUUAUUUACUUUUUUUUUUUUUUUUUACCCUACAAGCAAUUAUUUUUUUUUAAAUUAAAAAUAACAAACAUUCUACAAGGUAUUCUACUCAAUAAUCUUUUUAGUUUUGACUAUUCUUUGCCUGCUUUUUCCAUUUACUUUAAAAUUUUGUUAAUUUAUAAAUAUCAUGUAUUCUCGUCUACUACCUAAUAAUCAGCAUUUUUUUAAUUUGUACUCACACUGAUAAAACAAUAAACUGACAGGAAAGUGGA
Biomphalaria glabrata is the source of this 4768-nucleotide messenger RNA. RefSeq names its product thioredoxin domain-containing protein 16-like. The record is from RefSeq and is a predicted model, not a curated record. The transcript has 20 exons. NCBI's taxonomy places the organism in Eukaryota, Metazoa, Mollusca, Gastropoda, Planorbidae. The coding region runs from base 166 to 2781 and encodes 871 amino acids.